AUUCUUUCCAAAUUGGUUACACCUACCAAUAUAUUGAAAAUUAAAUGUCUUCAAGAAGGUAACAUGAGACAGAAGCAACACCACCUUAUAGUUCCAAACUCAUAUUUUGCUUCUAAUUUUUCACCAAGAAACUAAUGUACAAUUAGCCAGGAUACAUCAAUGGCUGCAACGUGCAAUGCUAUAGUACACAUUCAAGAGCCUUUUUGCAAGGUAGAGAAGAAUAAUUUGGGGGUGACCAAGGCGGUUUUUUAUCCUCGGAGGAAUACAAAUUCGAUCAAGCUAAAGAAGCGAAGCUUCUCCGUGGUAGCGAGUGGUACUAGUCCUCUGAACGUAGAUACCAUCAAUGGAAGAAAGGUGAAUGGGACUUAUGUGGGAGAGGCUGCAAUUAUAGGUAAUAAGAUUAGUGAGCCUCACAAAGAAAGUGGUGUUGAUGCACCCCUUCAUUCAAUCUUGCUCGGAAGGUUUGUGGAGGAACGGUUUGUUUAUAGACAGACAUUCAUUAUCAGGUCUUAUGAGAUUGGGCCAGACAAAACUGCCACCAUGGAAACACUAAUGAAUCUCCUUCAGGAGACAGCUCUGAAUCAUGUGACAAGCUCUGGCCUUGCUGGAAAUGGCUUUGGUGCUACCCGAGAGAUGAGCCUUAGGAAACUAAUUUGGGUUGUCACACGUAUACACAUUCAAGUGCAGAGAUAUAGCUCCUGGGGAGAUGUUGUUGAGAUUGAUACUUGGGUGGAUGCUGCUGGAAAAAAUGGAAUGCGUAGGGAUUGGAUAAUCCGAGAUUACCACACCCAAGAGAUCAUAACUAGGGCAUCAAGCACUUGGGUGAUCAUGAACCAAGAAACAAGAAGGUUAUCUAAAAUACCUGAACAAGUGAGAGAAGAGGUGAUUCCAUUUUAUCUAAACAGACUUGCAAUUGCCCCUGAAAAAAAUGACAACGAAAAGAUUGACAAGCUUACUGAUAAAACUGCAGAGAGAAUCCGAUCAGGUUUAGCUCCAAGAUGGAGUGACAUGGAUGCCAAUCAGCAUGUAAACAACGUGAAAUAUAUCGGAUGGAUUCUGGAGGUACUACGCAAUCACCCUACACAACGAACUAGUGUGCCAAUAAAUGUCCUAGAAAACUAUGAUCUCACAAGCAUGACUCUUGAGUACCGCCGUGAAUGCCGGCAAUCAAAUUUGCUUGAGUCCUUGACUACUUCAUCAGAAACUCUAGCUGAAGAUUCAAAUAGUUACAACAAUCGCAGACCAGACUUAGAAUUCACACAUCUGCUUCGAAUGCUAGCUGAUAAGGCAGAGAUAGUGAGGGCAAGAACAAAAUGGCAUUCUAAACAAAAACAGCAAGAGUGAUAUGAUCUCAAUCAUGUGCACCAACUCUCUCUUCAUGUUUAUUUUUAUUUCAUUUUUUGUUCUUUAUUUUUCAUUUUCCGCAUUACGAUUUUGUUUCCCAUUUGUUGAUAUAUUUCAUUGGUGAAGAGUUUGAACCACCAAAAAAAAAAAAAAAUGUAUUGAUUAGAAGCACAGAUUCUUCUAGGCAUGAAAGAUGAAACAUUUACAAAGAACUUGCUAUUUCAAUCAUUUUCUCAGCAUUACACUGAGAAACUGAACAUUAUUAAUGAAGUUAAAGCAGAUUUGUUGUGAAA
Molecule: messenger RNA, 1637 nt
Organism: Quercus robur (English oak)
Lineage: Eukaryota; Viridiplantae; Streptophyta; Magnoliopsida; Fagales; Fagaceae
Product: palmitoyl-acyl carrier protein thioesterase, chloroplastic-like
Exons: 6
Coding region: 160-1344 (394 amino acids)
Biological process (GO): fatty acid biosynthetic process
Molecular function (GO): fatty acyl-[ACP] hydrolase activity; acyl carrier activity
Source: RefSeq, a predicted model, not a curated record